UAACGAACACAAUCUUUUCAUUUCCUUCUCUUUCGACAUCAAAUCUCUUUGUUUUUUCAUUUCCUUUCGAAAUCAAAUCUGUUUAUCUUUUCAUUUCGAUAUUCUCUUGGUCAGGAUGCCAAGGAUGCACAUACCUCAUCAUCGCUUGUCUAUUCAAACUGAGAAUGCCAAAUAUGCAUAUACCUCAUCAUUACUAGUCUCGCUGUUUGAAUAGAUUAGGCAAAACAAGGGUGAAAAACAACAGCUGUUUCUUCAUCAACAUCGAUCAGAAUAUGAACUUGGAUUUGACUGAGGCGUCCUCUGAACAGGAAGAAACCUUGCGUUGGACCUGACCAUUCGAGGUUUGCUUCCAAAUGAAGCUGCUGAUCUGGCAUGGAAGGUGGCAAAUGGGAUUGUUGCAAGACCUGUUGACCACUUAGAUCUGAUGAAAGAUUUUGAGUUGGCAACAAAGGUGUCAUCAAGGGAAGAAAGUUUGGUACUUAAGAUCAGAACAAUGUUUUCUUCAUUAGAUUCAUUGAGUAUCAAUUUUCUUCCAAAGGAUGGUUCAACGGGUGUAGUUGCAGGUCUAGACAUGGCUUUAGUGAGGAAAUUUUACAACUCUGCAAAGGAGCUGGAUAGGAAAGAUGUGGUUGCAGCAAUUAUGGAAUCAACUGAGUCUUUGUUAUCUCUAGAUGAAGGCAGCUGGACUAAAGCCAACUCUAUUAGUCUUCGAAACGUUAUCACCCUGCUGGAGAAUAGUUUCUUCAAUUAUUCUGAAUAUUAUGGCACUCUUCAGAAGUUAUGGAAGUUAAUCUUAAAUCAGCCUGCACAUGUUAAGGCAAAUCUUCUCUUAGCUCUGCAAAGCUAUGACAGAGAUCAGUUGGAACGGCUUUUAGCUACUGUUCAGCAAUUCAUCACAAUUCUGGUCUAUGAGACUCCUAUUAAUGACAAAGUUGAAGCAGGAGUGCAGAUUCUUGAGUUUCUUUAUAGAGUAAAUGAGAAAUCUCAAGUUGUCGAUCAUAUGUUCUUCUACAAUGAUGCAGUAAACAGUGAGGACUUCAACAUUGUAGCUGACUUCAAAAUUUGGAUGGAAAGGAGUUCUUUCUCCUUCUGCAACUAUCCUUUUGUAUAUGAUACAUCAAGCAAGAGUAAAAUUUUGCAAUUGGAUUCCACUAUGCAAAUGCGUAAUGAGUUUCAAGAUGCCAUAUUUCGUUCUAUCUUAUUUGAGGGAACCUGCCCUUACUUGGUGCUUAGAGUGAGGAGAGAAAACUUAAUUCGGGAAACUAUAUUGCAGAUAAGAAGCCAUACUGAGGAUCUGAAGAAGCCACUGAAGGUUCAGUUUAUAGGAGAAGAUGGAAUUGAUGAAGGUGGUGUUCAAAAGGAAUUCUUUCAGUUACUUGUCAGAGAUAUUUUUGAUCCAAAGUAUGGCAUGUUUUCUUACAAUGAGGAAACUCGUUUAUUCUGGUUCAAUAAUCCGCCAUGGGAUGUAUCAGAGGAAUUUGAGUUGGUGGGAAUUGUUCUUGGAUUAGCCAUCUAUAAUGGGCACAUUUUGGAGUUGCAUUUCCCCAAAGUUGUCUACAAAAAGUUGCUUGGAAAAGUACCAACAAUUGAGGAUCUUGCUGAGGUUGACCCAGGUCUUGCAAAAGGUUUGAAGCAGCUCUUGCAGUUUGAUGGUGACGUUGAGGAAACAUUUUGUAGGAGCUUUCAGGUGUCGGUACAUGACAUUUUUGGGGAAGUUGGAAACAUUGAGCUUAAGGAGAAUGGAAGUGAUAUUCCGGUUACUAAGGCAAAUCGCAAGGAAUAUGUUGAUCUGUGUGUGAAGUACUAUCUUGAGACUUCAAUAGAAUUAUCAUUUGAAGCAUUCAGAAAAGGAUUUCAGAGGCUAUGGAGAGGUCGGGUCCUACAGUUAUUUCAGCCUGCUGAACUGGAACAGCUCAUUUGUGGCAGCCCUGUACUUGAUUUUGAAGCACUAGAAAAAUACACGAUAUAUGAGGAUGGUUAUAGAAAAGAUAGUCGCAUUGUCCGUGAGUUUUGGGAGAUUAUUCAUUCUCUUGACAAGGAGAACAAAAAGAAGCUGCUUUUCUUUGUAACAGGCAGUGAUCGUGCUCCGAUUAAGGGUCUUGCAAACCUUCGGUUUGUUAUUUCUAAGAAUGGUUCAGAUUCUGAAAGGUUACCCACUGCUCAUACUUGUUUCAAUCAUCUGCUGCUGCCUGAGUAUCAAAAUAAAGAAAAGCUUAAGGAGCGAUUAUUGACAGCAAUCAACAAUUCACAAGGCUUUGGGCUCAUGUAAUUGAACUGAAUUUUUCUGAGGUUUGAAGUUCAAAUUUCCCAGUGGUGUGUAAUCACACUGUAUAUAUUUGUACAACAAAAAUCAGCCAAUAACUAGGACCUUUCAAUUGUGUGAUUUUCUUUUAGAAAACAUCUGAAAUGUAUAACAUAAAUUGCAAAAAUAAUAUCAAAUCAAAGUAAAAUGCUAUCCACACACUUGUUCUUUUA
This is a messenger RNA of Cryptomeria japonica (Japanese cedar), 2475 nucleotides long. RefSeq lists its product as uncharacterized. The transcript is spliced from 20 exons. Gene Ontology annotation, molecular function: ubiquitin protein ligase activity. The record is from RefSeq and is a predicted model, not a curated record. Gene Ontology annotation, biological process: protein polyubiquitination. NCBI's taxonomy places the organism in Eukaryota, Viridiplantae, Streptophyta, Pinopsida, Cupressales, Cupressaceae. The coding region runs from base 425 to 2269 and encodes 614 amino acids.